AUGGGUGUUCCCAAGUUCUUCCGCUGGUUGAGCGAACGGUAUCCCGCGAUCUCCAUGUUGAUCGCGGAGAACCGGAUACCAGAGUUCGACAACCUGUAUCUUGAUAUGAACGGCAUUAUUCACAACUGCACACACAAGGACAGUGACUCUCCAACGUUUCGAAUGACUGAGGAUAAAAUGUUUAUAGCCAUCUUCAACUAUAUUGAACAUCUCUACGGCAAGAUCAAACCAAAGAAACUCUUCUUCAUGGCCGUGGAUGGUGUCGCCCCACGUGCGAAAAUGAAUCAACAGCGUGCGCGACGCUUCCGAACGGCUUUAGAUGCCGAACAGGCGAAGGAGAAGGCUAUUGCCCAAGGAAUUGAGAUGCCGAAGGAAGAUCCCUUUGACAGCAACUGCAUUACCCCGGGCACAGAAUUCAUGGCGAAGCUUACGGAACAGCUUAAAUAUUUUAUCAGCAAGAAAAUCUCUGAGGAUAAAGACUGGCAAGGCGUGGAAAUUGUACUUUCCGGGCAUGAAGUGCCAGGCGAAGGAGAACACAAGAUCAUGGAGUACAUCCGACAUGCAAAAGCGCAGCCCGGAUACGACCCAAACGUGCGCCAUUGCUUAUAUGGUCUCGAUGCCGAUCUGAUUAUGCUGGGACUCCUCAGCCAUGACCCUCACUUUUGUCUUCUCCGUGAGGAGGUGACUUUCGGUCGCCAGGUGCAGAAAAAGCCCAAGGAGCUAGAGCAUCAGAACUUUUACCUUCUACAUCUAUGCAUGGUCAGAGAGUAUCUGCAAUUAGAGUUCCAGGAGUUGGAGGAAGAAGGGAUUAUAGAUUUCCCGUACGAAUUCGAGCGUGUGAUUGACGACUUCAUUCUGAUGGCGUUCUUCGUUGGGAACGAUUUCUUACCUAAUCUGCCAAACCUCCAUAUCAACGAGGGUGCGCUGUCGCUGAUGUUUAAGGUUUACAAAGAGGUUCUGCCUAAGAUGGGCGGCUACAUCAACGAGCAGGGUACCAUCAAUUUACAGCGACUUGGUGUGCUUCUGGAUGCCUUGAGCCACGUGGAGUACCGGUUCUUUGAGGCUGAGUACUCCGACGCGACAUGGAUGCGAGCGAAACAGAGUGCUGAUAACGGCGCGGAUGUGGAUGCUAAACCGAAGACAUUCACUGUCACGCCUGAUCAGAAAAACAUUCUCAAGACUGUCAAGAAGUAUGUUCUGAACAGACCUGGAAAGGCAGCAGAUUCAAAGCCUCUUGACUUUCCACCCACGCUCCCAGCCAGGGACCGCAAAUUCGUGGAGCAGCUUGCGGACGAUCUACGGUUGCCCUGGAGUACUGUCUCGAAUGACGAUGGAGACCGGUUCAUUCGAAUUCAAUUUCCAUCCAAUGAAAACGAUGACAGCGAAGAAGAGGAGGAUGAGGAGGCUUCUAUGGCGGUUCGGCGAGUUAUUCGCAAAUAUGAGAACGCCAAAGUCCAAGAGCUCUCAGCUGAGGAGGCAUUAGCGGCUGCCCAGAAGAAAUACGAAGAGAAGUUCCAAGAUUGGAAAGACAAGUAUUAUAUGGAAAAAUUCGGCUGGGGAUUGGACAACCACGAGGAGAUGCGAAAAUUGACCGAAAAUUAUGUACAAGGCCUUCAGUGGGUUUUAUUUUACUAUUAUCGUGGCAUCGCUUCCUGGCCUUGGUUCUUCAAUUCGCAUUACGCGCCUAUGAUCUCAGAUGUAAAAAAGGGUUUGAAUGCGGAUAUGAACUUCCGACUCGGAAGGCCAUUUAGGCCUUAUGAUCAGCUCAUGGGGGUGCUUCCCGAUCGGAGCAAGAAAAUUGUACCUAAGGCAUACCACGAUCUCAUGUCCUCGCCAGAUUCUCCUAUUAUCGACUUUUACCCACGUGACUUCGAACUUGAUAUGAACGGGAAAAAGAUGGAAUGGGAAGCUGUCGUCAAGAUCCCAUUCAUUGACGAACGUCGCCUCUUAGAUGCCCUUGCGACAAGGGAGCACCUUCUAACACCAGAGGAGAAGGCCCGAAAUGGCUUCGGUGUUAGCCUCAAGUUCACGUACUCGCCAGAUACAGAGUACAUCUAUCCUUCCUCCUUGCCUGGAGUUUUCCCGGACAUCCCUAACUGCCGCUGCAUCCAAAAUGUCUUUGACUUACCGACGAUGGACGGCCUUGAGCCGUACGUCGGACUUGUUGAAGGAGUUCAUCUUGGAGCAUCAGCUCUUGCCGGGUUUCCCAGCCUGAAAACAUUGCCUCACGCUGGCCAACUAGGUUUCCAUGGGGUCUGUGUCUUCCAGCAAGAAAGUCGCAACGAAAGCAUGGUAAUUACAGUACUUGACCCGGGAAGCCGGUCAAGUUCUGAACUGGCUAAGAAAAAACUUGGCCAACGAGUCUUUGUGGGUUAUCCAUUCCUACAAGAAGCACUUGUCACCCGCGUGUCCGAUGAACUAUUUGACUAUACUCUUCCCGCCGGAGAAGAGCAUCCUCUUGCCACACCUCAUUCGGAUGCUCAGAUUGAGCAGUGGAAAAAGAAGGCGGACAAGAUCGAAGGCAUCUACAGCAGGAGAUUCGGUACUAUUAUCGGCCCAGUUGAGGCUAUGGUUCAUGUUCAACUCCUGAAGGGUCUUAUCAAAACUGACUCCGGUGCUACCGUCAAAGAAUUUGCGGACAUUCCUGGACAAGAGACAGAUUAUGCAUUGCAACUUGUUGUCGACGAAGUAAUCAACCCUGAUGAACGGUUCAUUGAAAGAGAAGCCCUCCCGGUCGAAAAAGAGUUUCCGGAAGGAUCGCGCGCCUUCUUCCUUGGCGAGUUUAACUACGGAAGACCUGUUCAUAUCACUGGUCACGAUGAUGGUAAAGUUAACGGACUUAUUGCUGUUAUCAAGGGCCGGGAGCCCGAGUUUGGAAGAGAACGUGCGCGAAACGCGGAGGCUCUUUCUCCCUACAUGCCAGCCUUUGCAGUUGCGCGGAUCCUGCAGCUGAAUCCCUUGACUUUGGCUAAAAUCACGUCUUCAUUCUCAGUGGACGUCGAUGGUCAACGUGUCAACUUGGGUCUCAACCUUAAAUUUGAGGCUAGGAAGCAGAAGGUUCUUGGUUAUUCCCGCCGAUCUGAGUCGGGCUGGGAGUUCAGUGCAAAGGCAAUUGGACUGGUAGAGCAGUACAUGCUCAAAUUCCCUCAAUUUAUCGCGGGUAUCCAGCGUAACCCUCGCAAUGACAGAUAUCAGCCUACCGAUUUCUAUCCUCCCGAUAUCGCUCUUGACAAGAUAAAUGAGAUCAAAGCUUGGCUCAAGGAAAUUGAGUCGAAGAAUUUCGAACGGGUCCCUCUAGAAGCGGAGCAGCUCGAUUCAGAUGUUGUGAAGCUUAUCGAGCAAGACGCCGACCAACUAGUGAAAACCCAGCCGCCUAUGGAAGCCAAGAAAAUUCGUGAUAUUCCUCGGAGUGCGCUUCUUCGGCCAGCUGACGUUGAACAUCGACUUGGAAACCAAACUUUCAAACUUGGAGAUCGUGUUGUGUAUGCUCAGGAUUCCGGCAAAGUGCCCAUAGCUACUCGAGGAACUGUGGUCGGGCUUACUCGAACGCCAAGAGCCAUUUUGCUUGAUGUUGUCUUUGACGUCGCAUUCAUGAGCGGCACAACUCUUGGGGACCGAUGCUCUCCCUUCCGAGGGCAAACGGUACUGGCGUCUUCUGUACUGAAUCUCUCGUAUCGACAGCUCGUUGCUAGUACCAGAGCAGCUGUCAACCAGAAGCAGCAGAAUCAGCCCUCUCCUCUGACGGUAAAGGGCUAUGGCGCGCCUCUGGGUCCCGGUGGUCAAGGGCAGCUGAAAGAAGCUCCCGCUCCGCCUCCACUUCGAGGCUCAUUUCGAGGAGCAUUGUCCGGGGCGAGAGGUGGACGUGGCGACGCCAACGGUACGGCAACCCUACCUUUCCGGCCGCAUCCUGAAACGAACGGCUCAGCUCGCGGCAGUAGAGGCCGAGGCCGCGGAGGAGGCGUGGCGCGUGGACGAGGUGGCUAUGUUUCAGUCGAUAACAGUGAUCCCAACGCCGGUGUUGUCCAAAAUAACCCCAACUUCCGGCCGAAGAACUAUUCGCAAGUACCACCGCCCAGUGGGCUGGAGUAUCGCGGACGAGGCAGAGGCCGAGGCGCCCGUGGCGGAGAUCGAGGAAACGGUUAUCGCGGUCGCGGCAGCCAUCGUGGAAGAGGAGCCGCUGCCACAGCUGGACAGUGA
Aspergillus nidulans FGSC A4 is the source of this 4197-nucleotide messenger RNA. Its product is annotated as chromatin-binding exonuclease XRN1. Gene Ontology annotation, cellular component: cytoplasm. The record is from RefSeq and is a predicted model, not a curated record. Gene Ontology annotation, molecular function: exonuclease activity; 5'-3' exonuclease activity; nucleic acid binding. The transcript has 2 exons. Gene Ontology annotation, biological process: nuclear-transcribed mRNA catabolic process. Bases 1 to 4197 code for a protein of 1398 amino acids. Lineage: Eukaryota; Fungi; Ascomycota; Eurotiomycetes; Eurotiales; Aspergillaceae.